AUGCCCCCUGGGCCGCAGCCUGGGCUGCGGGAGAGCCCAUCGGGUCCCUGUUCCCAGCCAAGUUUGGGCUGGAUCUCGGCCAGCUUGGGGGGAAGACCAGGAUGUGGGUCCAACCUGCCCGUCACUCAAGCCUCCUCUCUGGCUUGUGGCUGGUGCUGCUGCCAGAAAGUAGGCAGCACCCUCCUUUGGGGGCCAGGGAGCAGGGUUGGGGCCCCUGGAUCCCGCCGUCUCCCCACUGCAGGCUGCCUGGGGGCAGAGGGCCGGUUGGCGCACCAGCUGCUCCGGGAUCUGUUCGCCAACUACACCAGCGCUCUGCGGCCCGUGGCGGACACGGACCACACCCUGAACGUGACCCUGGAGGUCACUCUGUCCCAGAUCAUCGACAUGGAUGAGCGGAACCAGGUGCUGACUCUGUACCUGUGGAUCCGCCAGGAGUGGGGAGACGCCCACCUGCGCUGGGCCCCGGAGGACUAUGGGGGCAUCGAUUCCAUCCGCAUUCCCAGCAGCCUGGUCUGGCGCCCAGACAUCGUGCUCUACAACAAGGCGGACACAAAGGAGUCAGGCCCGGCGGACACCAACGUGGUCCUGGGCCACGACGGGCAGGUCAGGUGGGACGCCCCGGCCAUCACCCGCAGCUCCUGCCGCGUGGAUGUGGCCCUGUUCCCCUUCGACCGGCAACGCUGCCGCCUGACCUUCGGCUCCUGGACCCACAGCGGCCACCACGUGGACGUGCGGGCCCGGGGCGCCUCGGCCAGGCUGGACGACUUCGUGGAGAACGUGGAGUGGCGGGUGCUGUCCAUGGCGGCCCAUCGCAGCGUGGUCACCUACGGCUGCUGCUCGGAGCCGUACCCGGACGUCACCUACACCCUGCAGCUGCAGCGCCGCGCCGCCUUCUACGUCAGCAACCUGCUCCUGCCAUGCGUGCUCAUCUCCCUGCUGGCGCCGCUCGCCUUCCUACUGCCCGCCGCCUCCGGGGAGAAGGUCUCCCUGGGCGUCACCGUGCUGCUGGCCCUCACCGUCUUCCAGCUGCUCGUGGCCGAGACCAUGCCGCCCGCCGAGAGCGUGCCGCUCAUUGGGAAGUACUACAUCGUCACCAUGACCAUGGUCACGGCCUCCACGGCGCUCACCAUCUUCAUCAUGAACCUGCACUACUGCGGGCCUGGGGCCCGGCCGGUGCCAGCCUGGGCCCGUGCCCUGAUCCUGGACCGCCUGGCCCGGCUGUUGUGCAUGCGUGAGCCCGAGGGCGACCCCAGUGAGCCCCAGUCGGCCCGGGACCCCGAAACGGUGGGGGCGGGAGGGCAGGGACCAUGUGGACAGCCACACUGCCCCUGUCAUCAGGUGGAUGUCCGGCGCCAUGUAGCCGACAUCGCCCGCUGCUUCCGCAGCCACCAGGUGGCACAGAGACGCAGCAGGGAGUGGCGGCGGGUGGCCAGGGUGGUGGACCGCUUCUUCAUGUGGGUCUUUUCGGCCAUGGUCCUGGCCAUGAGCCUGCUCGUCUUGGGCCGAGGCUUGUGACUCCAAGGGGGCUGGGGGAUCACGGGGCCGCGCUCUCCCCAGCCCUUUCUCUAGCCACCCCACCCCAACAUUGCAAACUGCAAAGACCCCUGGGUUUCCCCCUGCCCCCCAAUUAUCUAGGGAAAGAACUUGGAAAUCAAAAGCACAGCCCACCAGACCCUCUGGAAGAUGACGUGUUGAGGGCAGAACACCUCCCUCCCCCGCCCUUGGUAUCUGUGUGCCCCCCUCGCCCCUGCUCAUAGCCACCACAGGCUCCUAGUAAAAUCUCUGUGCCCUCACACACGAACAACAAUUCUUGUCUCUGUGUGUGUCUGUGCAUGUCUAGGACCAGGGUCCUCUCCUCCUUUCCCGCUCUGAAGUCCCAGGGUCUAAAUGUGAGGAGCGGAUUCAGGGCCGCCUUUUGCCACAGCCAACUCUCCCAGAACAGGCUAUGGGGCGGAGGUCUUUCCCUCUGGGGUCCCACCACCGCCGGUCGACCCCAGCCCAGGCAGGUCGGGGAGUCCUCCUUGCAUUCUCCAUCUUUCCUGGUGCCGGACCUCAAGUUGGCGGGUUUUGAGAUUGCAAGGGAUGAGGAAGAGCCCAGCCUAGAGGCGGAGGCGUGGGUAGGAUGAUCUCCAGCACGACUCCUCAGUCGGACCCUAACUCUAAGUAAGAAGUGGUAUGAGGGAUUUGGGAAUGUACCGUGUGGCUGACAAGGAGUCCACACCACGGAAGGAGUUUGGAACUGGUUUUAAGGCCUCCUUUGAGACCUGAGGCAGUUCCCUAAUCUAUCCUAAUGGGAUGCAAAGGCUUUUUGCUAUUAACUAAAGGUGUGCUAGGAGGGGACGGCGUUUGUUAUCCGUCCCACUGCUGCACUGCUCAAUCUGCAUGCAGGGAACACUUCAACUAUUCCUGGCCCCUUACCUCAGUGCAGCGCCUCAAACCCAUGGUGGUCCACCAAUGAUGAUGAUGAUGAUGUUGUUUUGUUUGGUUCUGUUCUCUUUUGCUUUGCUGUCUG
Ornithorhynchus anatinus (platypus) is the source of this 2512-nucleotide messenger RNA. RefSeq names its product cholinergic receptor nicotinic alpha 10 subunit (gene CHRNA10). The transcript is spliced from 5 exons. The record is from RefSeq and is a predicted model, not a curated record. NCBI's taxonomy places the organism in Eukaryota, Metazoa, Chordata, Mammalia, Monotremata, Ornithorhynchidae. Gene Ontology annotation, biological process: chemical synaptic transmission; nervous system process; signal transduction. Gene Ontology annotation, cellular component: neuron projection; postsynaptic membrane; synapse. Bases 1 to 1515 code for a protein of 504 amino acids. Gene Ontology annotation, molecular function: acetylcholine-gated monoatomic cation-selective channel activity; transmembrane signaling receptor activity.